Molecule: messenger RNA, 2247 nt
Organism: Schistosoma spindalis
Lineage: Eukaryota; Metazoa; Platyhelminthes; Trematoda; Strigeidida; Schistosomatidae
Source: the annotation of a GenBank genome assembly
AUGCAGCGCUUAGAUGAUUCUGAACUAUCAAAACCUCCAUCGGAAGUUUUAGAAAUCAUUUGCAAAUUAGGAAAAGGUUCUUAUGGUAGCGUUUACAAAGCCAGAUAUAAAGCAAAUGGUGGGAUAGUUGCUGUAAAGAAGGUGCCUGUUGACAGUGACUUAGCCGAUAUAGUAAAAGAAAUAUCAAUUAUGCAGCAGUGUGAUAGUCCAUUCAUUGUAAAAUGCUAUGGUAGUUUAUUCGAUAGUCAAGAUUUAUGGAUAUGUAUGGAAUAUUGUGGUGCUGGUUCAAUAGCUGAUAUUAUGCGUCUAAGAGGUAAAGCCAUUGGUGAAGAAGAAAUUGCUACUGUAUUACAUUACAGUCUAUGCGGUCUAGAUUAUUUACAUCAGAUGCGAAAAAUUCAUCGAGAUAUCAAAGCGGGUAAUAUACUACUACUCAAUUCGGGUGCUGCUAAAUUAGCCGAUUUUGGUGUGGCAGGUCAAUUGUCUGAUACUCUGGCCAAACGAAAUACCGUCAUCGGAACACCUUAUUGGAUGGCUCCUGAAGUUAUUCAAGAGAUUGGUUAUAAUUGUUCUGCAGACAUUUGGUCACUAGGUAUAACUGCUAUUGAAAUGGCCGAUGGUAAACCUCCAUUAGCUGAUAUUCAUCCUAUGCGUGCACUGUUUAUGAUCCCGAGUCAGCCUGCUCCAGCUUUACGUAAACCUAGCAAUUGGUCAUUGGAAUUUCGUGCAUUUAUUGCAGCAUGUUUGGCGAAAUCACCUGAAGCGCGUCCUACGGCAGCAGCUUUACUACAAACUGAAUUUAUCCGCAAUGCAAAACCUUGUUCAAUAUUAUUACAACUAAUUAAUGAAGCCAACGAAGCAAGAGAAAGACGUCUUUUACAGCAACAACAACAACAACAAACAUCUACGCCUGAUACACCGAUUUCCGAUGUUAAACGACGUCAUUCAGUAAUGAAUAAAACCGAUGAAAAUCAAGUUAAAUCUAAACAAAAUCAAUUAUCUCAAGAUGAUGUUGAUGAUAAUUUACAUACAAUGGUUCGUUCUAAUUCAACAUCUAGUCGAACUGUGAAUAAUAAUAUUAAUAGUAAUAAUAAUGAAUCUGGUUUGGAUAUUGAUGGUGCGGCAACUUUAGUUUCAUUAUGCUCAAACGAAGAUCGCACAAAUCAUCAUAAUGACGGUGAUGAUGAUGAUGAAGAGGAUGACAAUGGCAGUUUUAUACGUCAUCACGAUGAUGAAACAAAUGUCAAUAAUCUUGACACAAUGGUUGUCAAUGAUGGCGGGGAAAGUGAAGAUGAUAGUGGUUCUGUUGUGGUACAUGAUACAACUGGUGGUUCGUCAGAUGGAUUAGAUGAUGCAGAACGCGAUCAACGUGAAGCUUUCGAAUUGUUAGACGCUGCUCUCCCACCGGCUGUGGCUACUGAAGGUACACUAACUAGGAGAAUUGAUAAGGCCGUAAAAAUGGUAAAUAAUGUCGGCUCUGAACAACAAUCAAAUGAUAUAAAUAAUGAUAUGAAUAUAGUCGGUAAUAUUGGUCAUGCUCCACCAUUUAUACAAAGACCAUUUGCACCAUUUUCUCGUGCUAUACAACAAUCUAAUCUUUAUACAACAAAUGGAUUAACUAAUGAACCAGGUGCUUUAAGUCGUUUAUCUUAUACAGAAUUAGAACAAUUACUUAUCUCAUUAACAAAUGAUUUAGAAACUGAAUUAAGAAAUUUAGCAGUUCGUUAUCGUCAUAAACGUCAACCAUUAUUAGAUGCAAUUGCAGAGAAAACAGCACAAGCAUCAAUAAAAACAACAAAUACUAUCAAUAAUGAUAUAACAUCAAAAUCUAAUCCAAUUUCUCAAUGUUGAUAGUUACUUUUUUUCUAUUAAAUGACUUUCAUUAUUAUUUAUUUAUUUAUUUUUUAUGGCAUGGUAACCAUUCAUAACCUUACAACUUGGACCGAUGCAUAUAUGUGCCUGGUCCUACAUUGCAUCUGACUGACUGACUGACCACUUAUUUCUCCCUUCCUCCUUUUUUUGUUGUUAGUUAUGAUUAUCAAUUAUUUAUUCCCCUUUUUGUCCUUCAAUGAAUUUGUGCUCAUUGUGAACUAUUGAUAGAAGAUAGGAAAUGUGUUAUUUCUUAGUUAAUUUUCAUCAUUAUCAUCAUCUCAUGCUUAGUUUAUAUUUGUUUUCUAUUGACAACUGUAUAUUAACCUUGUAUAUUUACAUGAAUAUAUAUAUAUAUAUAUACUUCAAUAAUUGGAA